UCAUAUCACUUUCCUAAAGACCACAGUUUCCUUUUCCUGCUUAAGAUCAAGAUCUCAGGAGUCCUACAAAAUGUGUGAUGGGUUUGUAGGAAGUUGGAAGCUUAUUUCCACUGAGAAUUUUGAUGAUUACAUGAAAGAAGUGGGAGUGGGUUUUGCCACCAGAAAAGUGGCAAGCAUGGCUAAACCCAAUAUGAUCAUCAGUAUUUCAGGAGAUGUGAUUACCAUUAGAACAGAAAGUACUUUUAAAAAUACCGAGAUUUCCUUCAAACUGGGCCAGGAAUUUGAUGAAGUCACUGCUGAUGACAGAAAAGUCAAGAGUCUCAUAACCUUAGAAGAUGGUGCACUGGUUCAUGUUCAGAAAUGGGAUGGAAAAACAACCACAAUAAAAAGAAAAUUACUGGAUGGUAAACUUGUGGUGGAAUGCAUCAUGAAAGGUGUUACCUCCACUAGAGUCUAUGAAAGAUCAUGAAGGAGUGAUUUCUCAAUGGGCCAAAGCUGCCAAACCACCACUUUUUGUCAUGUGUGUGUUAUUAAAAUCAUUAUGGUUCUAUCUGAUUAAAUUGGGAGAAAUCCCAUUUGCAAAGCAUUUAUUUACUCCUUUCUGUUUUAUUCAUUCAAUAAACAUUUUUAACACUAAAA
Gracilinanus agilis (Agile Gracile Mouse Opossum) is the source of this 639-nucleotide messenger RNA. RefSeq names its product fatty acid-binding protein, adipocyte. Gene Ontology annotation, biological process: fatty acid transport. Gene Ontology annotation, cellular component: cytosol; nucleus. Lineage: Eukaryota; Metazoa; Chordata; Mammalia; Didelphimorphia; Didelphidae. The coding region runs from base 71 to 469 and encodes 132 amino acids. The transcript is spliced from 4 exons. Gene Ontology annotation, molecular function: fatty acid binding. The record is from RefSeq and is a predicted model, not a curated record.